Messenger RNA from Elgaria multicarinata webbii, 1044 nucleotides. It is a transcript of the gene MOS, whose product is annotated as MOS proto-oncogene, serine/threonine kinase. The record is from RefSeq and is a predicted model, not a curated record. Gene Ontology annotation, biological process: negative regulation of metaphase/anaphase transition of meiotic cell cycle; signal transduction; positive regulation of MAPK cascade. Bases 1 to 1044 code for a protein of 347 amino acids. Gene Ontology annotation, molecular function: ATP binding; protein kinase activity. Gene Ontology annotation, cellular component: cytoplasm. Lineage: Eukaryota; Metazoa; Chordata; Lepidosauria; Squamata; Anguidae. The transcript has a single exon.
AUGCCAUCCCCUCUUCCUCUUAGUCGUCUUCUUCAUCUGGAAUUUUCUCCUACUGUGAAUGCACGACCUUGCAGUAGUCCCCUGCUGUUUCCUACCAAAGGUGAAAAGCUCUUUUGGGGGGAAGGUCUUUCUCCAAGGGCUCGUCGGCUACCCCCUCGUCUAGCUUGGUGUACUAUAGACUGGGAUCAGUUGCGUCUGUUGCAACCCCUAGGCUCUGGUGGCUUUGGUUCUGUCUACAAGGCCAUUUACCAUGGAGCUACAGUGGCUGUAAAGCAGGUGAAGAAAUGCAGUAAGAAUCAUUUGGCAUCAAGGCAGAGCUUCUGGGCAGAACUAAAUGUGGCAUGUCUUGACCACAACAAUGUGGUGCAUGUAAUAGCUGCCAGCACAUGUACCCCUGCCAAUCAGGAUAGUUUGGGCACUAUAAUAAUGGAAUAUGUAGCUAACAGCACUCUGCACCAUGUUAUCUAUGGGACUGGCAGUAUGACAGCAAAAAGGAAGAAUGAUGGAUGUGGCCAUAUGAGUUUGAGCAUAGCUCAGGCUCUGAAUUACUCCUGUGACAUUGUGGCAGGCUUAAUCUUCCUUCACUCCCAGUUGAUUGUGCAUCUGGAUUUAAAACCUGCUAACAUAUUCAUCACAGAACAAAAUGUUUGCAAGAUUGGAGACUUUGGAUGCUCCCAAAAGCUAGAGGAUGCUGCAUUAUCAGGCCUACAACGUUGUCAACAAGGUGGAACAUACACCCACCGUGCUCCUGAACUUCUUAAAGGUGAGAGAGUUACUCCCAAGGCAGACAUUUACUCUUUUGCCAUCACCUUGUGGCAAAUGGUUACACAACAAGAGCCUUAUGUGGGUGAGCGCCAGUAUAUACUCUACUCUGUGGUAGCUAAUAACCUGCGCCCAUCUCUGACUGCAGCUGUGUUUAGAGAAUCAGUCACUGGCCAACGACUUGAGAACACAAUUGGAAGCUGUUGGAGAGCUGAUGUAGCACAGCGUCCUAGUGCAGAACUUCUCUUCGAUGAUCUUCACUCCCUGUCCCUAAUAGUAUAA